AUGGACGAUGUCCCUCAAGCAGGUGUUGGUAUCAUUUUUCCCCCGCCGCCGCCGCCGCCAACGAGACCUUCUACCGCUGGAGGAAUCACACCAUCUCAGAGCACGACCACGCUCCAAGGACUUCAAGGCCUUCCGCGGCAUGCGGCGCGCGGCUCUGUAGAUGGAACCCUAAGCACUGUCACUCCAAUGCCGGGCCAGCACAUUGGCCAUCGCGCACGGCAGCACAGUCAAGGCUUCUUCGAACCUUCACUGCCUCAUGCAACGGCGAAUCACAAUGGCCUUACUGCAUCGCAGAUCGCGGCUCAGGCCGCUAUGCACCACAUCUCACCACCACCUAGCAAUUUUGGAGAACGGAAACGCUCAUGUCCUGGCUUAGCACCUAUCAAUACUUCACGUCCUGCUGGCUACCGACGGCCAAGCCAUGACCAUAGUCCACAGGGCCACUUGGCAUCAGCUGGACCGCUGGCAUAUAGCAAUGGCACAGUAGGUGGCAGCAGAUUAGCGGCGACGACUGCCGCGAAUGCCGCCUUUCCAAAUGGCAGAAGCCCGCUUCCCUCGCCAGGUCUUCCGCCUCCGACGCACAAUAUUGCGCUCGGUCCACCUCCUGACAAGGAGCCCAAGACAAAGUCUUCCAAGAUCAAGCUUUUCAAGCCUAAGAACAUCAAUCUCAGCAAAGAAAAAGAUGGCAAAAUUGCCCCGAGUGUGCCUUCACCUGGCAAAACGCCUUCCACCGCCACUUUUCUGCGUAGUGGCUUCCCAAAUGCGUCAACCACAAGUCUGGUGGAUCCCAGCUCCAACAGUAGCUCGCUCUAUUCUUCAGCUAAUGCUUCGACAUCGACUCUGGUUCCUAACAUAUCCGAGAAGGACAAGGAGAAACGACAUCAUUUUCUGUCCCGACAGAAGCACAAAAUACGAGAUGAGCCGAAUCAGCUGCCUCUGUCAUCGGCGCAUUCGAAUUCUCAGGCAACUAACCCUGACAAACCCCAGCCCUUGUAUUCCUUCACACCAGAUUCCCCAAGCAUAGGCCCGUUCGCCAAGUCCAUGUCGGGGUUUGAUCUCAGACAUGGUGGUCGAGCGCUACGAGAAAAGAAGAAAGAGGAGAAGGCAGCUGCGGCUGCCGCCAAACUUGAUCUCACUCCAAUCGUCUCAAACACCUCAGCUACGGGAGCUGAAUCGUUCCUGGGACCUCCAACCAGCUAUGAAGGAAAUUUUGCCGGACCACCUUCUGGUACCACAAGUGUCUUUUCGUUCCCCUCGGAAAGCACACAACCUGUCACUGCGCAGGCUUUUAGCAACAUUGGUGCCCAGAUGGGACUUCCGGGAAUCGGGCCUGAUGAUGCGUGGCCGUUAUUGAAGGCGCGGCUGCUGAAUCUCUUCUCUGGCGAAAGUCUGAGAACGCCGAUCGAAGACUUCAAUGCUUUGGUCAGUGUGCACGUCCGUCGCUGCAUUCAGCGAAGGUCACCAAUAGUUCUCGUUGAGGAUGUAAGGGAGCUGCUACAGACUGGGUUUAGCUCUCUUGCCCAAACACUACGAGGUGUCCCCGAUGACAGACUUGUGACACACCUGGUCGAGAUGUGGACUGGGGUAUAUGGUGCCAUUCUGCCUUUCCUCCAGGCUGUCUUCCUUCCUCUCGAGCUCGAAUUUAAAGGUCGAGGUAACCUUAUGAGCGCGCGAGAAGCUCAAGAGUUCUGGGGCGUAAUCCCCGAAGCACUCAAAUCCGACGAUCGACCCUCCUCAGCAGGCGGCACAAGCAAGCCACCAAAUCUUCACGACGAGCUAGAGAUUCGUCGCAUAACCCUCAUCACUUUCCGCGAUCAAGUUAUCCUCCCCAAGCACGAAAGCCUUAUGAACAUCUUCAGUCGGCUAUCAUUAGAGAACAUCAAUGCCGGCGGCAUAUCACCAGACAUGAGCAGCUUUCCCAGCGGCAAAGGUGGUCGCGAGCAUGCCCGCAGCGAACCUGCAACCACAGGCGCCGAACGUCCCGGCACAGCAGGAAGUCUCAGUCCUCGACUAGCCAGUUUCAAUUCCCAAACCUCCACGCUUCUAGACGCAGCAAGCACAUCAGGUUCCGGUGGCGCCUUAUCUCUCGCAUCCCGAAGUCGAGCCACGUCGAAUACCUCCGCAGGCUCUUUUGGAACCAGCAUGCCACAUCUCAACUCCCCACUAGGCCCAGGAUCCUUCUCCGCCACAUCUCAACCGGCUCCUCCGCCUCAGCCUCCAGCGACCGUGUCAAUGGAUCCCGCGAAAGUCACCGAGACCGUCGCGAGAAUGUUGCAAUGUCUGUAUGUUGUGGCCAGUUGUCAAACGGGCGAUUUGCCGCAAGGGAAUGUUGAACGCUUGGUUGGCGCUUUGAAGUACAAUUGGCUUGGACGAGGCAGGACAGGGAGGGAUAGACGGGGUUGGGUACCUAAGAGAGCGGCUGGAAGAGUUGGACUUGUUGGUGCGUGA
This is a messenger RNA of Pseudocercospora fijiensis CIRAD86, 2448 nucleotides long. RefSeq lists its product as uncharacterized. The coding region runs from base 1 to 2448 and encodes 815 amino acids. Gene Ontology annotation, biological process: TORC2 signaling. The record is from RefSeq and is a predicted model, not a curated record. The transcript is spliced from 2 exons. Lineage: Eukaryota; Fungi; Ascomycota; Dothideomycetes; Mycosphaerellales; Mycosphaerellaceae. Gene Ontology annotation, cellular component: TORC2 complex.